GUCUUCUACUUGACUAGCUCUAAGCUGACUCGUUGGCGGUCUGAGCUCAAGGCGCGGCUGGAGGCAGGGCACAUGGCUGGCGGCCAGCGGGGCGCCGCCCAGGUCCUGGCCAACAGCGCGCUUGGCGGUUGCCUGGCCGUCGCCACCGCCUGGCUGCGGGCGGAUGGCGGCCCCGGCUCGCCGGCGGCGGCACAGCUGACAGCCUGGGCCUUUGUUGCGUUCUACGCCUGCUGCUGCGCUGACACAUGGAGCAGCGAGCUGGGCAUCGCCAGCAGCUGUCCGCCACGCCUGAUCACCACUGGGAGUGUGGUGCCGCCUGGCACCAAUGGCGGCGUGUCCUCGCUGGGCACGGCGGCAGCAGCAGCAGGCGGCCUGCUCAUGGGCGCCUGCUACGUGGCUGCCGCGGGGCUGUCGGCCGCCCUGGCUGCUGGCGCCGGCAACAACAGUGCUGCAUCUGGGCCCGGCGCUUGCCAGACUGGUGCGGCGGCAGACUGGCGGCUGGUGCCGCUGGCUGUGGCAGCGGGCGUGGGCGGCUCACUGCUGGACAGCCUGCUAGGUGCCACGCUGCAGUUCAGCGGCGUCGACGAGCGCAGCGGCAAGGUGGUGUCUGGCAUGCCCGCGGCGGGCACGCCGGCCGCUGCAGCGGUGCGCCACGUCAGCGGCCGCGAUGUGCUCAGCAACACGGGCGUGAAUGUGGCGGCCAGCCUGGCGACAGCUGCGCUGGCGGCGACGGCAGCAUCACGCCUGCUGCCCCCGUGCUGA
Messenger RNA from Chlorella variabilis, 762 nucleotides. RefSeq lists its product as hypothetical. Gene Ontology annotation, cellular component: membrane. NCBI's taxonomy places the organism in Eukaryota, Viridiplantae, Chlorophyta, Trebouxiophyceae, Chlorellales, Chlorellaceae. The annotation marks the transcript as partial. The record is from RefSeq and is a predicted model, not a curated record. The transcript has a single exon.